AUGAAGGGGUCAAAAGGAGAGCUGUCGCCCUCGGAUGAGAAUAUCAGCGAGUCAAGAGAAGAUGCUUAUAAAGUUUUGAUUGGCAUUUCAUCAUCUCUUUCAAUCAUUUCAUUGCUUACAAUAUGUAUGGUUGUGCCUUCAAUGUAUAACUAUGUUGAUAAUAUGGCUCAGUAUUCACGUCAAGACUUCGCCUACUGUCAGAGUGCCACUGCAGAUAUGGAAAAUCAAAUGUCCACAUUAAGGGGCAGGUUUCAUGAUGUAGUUAAAAAUCGUACUAGUAGAUCUGCUUAUGGAGCAUAUAAUCCAACAAUGAUGGCCAACGACUCUCCUCUUUUCCAAGAAUGCCCAGCGUGCUGUAUUCCUGGAGAACGAGGACCACCUGGAGAUGGAGGACUUCCAGCACUUGCUGGAGCUCCAGGUCCAGAUGGUGCUCCUGGUCGUCCUGGAACAACUCCAAAUGCUUCUUGUAUUCCUGAGAGAGUUUUUGAACCACCACCAUGUCUUCCAUGCCCUCAAGGACCAAGAGGUGUUCCAGGUCACCCAGGUUUUCCUGGAGACCCAGGAGACUCCGGAAUACCAGGAAGACCAGGGUCUGAUGGUCAGCCAGGAAAGCCUGGAGAGCCCGGUUCUCCAGGACCGCAAGGACCACCAGGACAGUCAGGGCCUCCUGGAGAUAAAGGCCGAACUCCAGAAGCUCAUGUGAUUCCUGGACCACCCGGAGAUUCUGGACCACCAGGUCCAUGGGGACCUCCUGGAAAUGCUGGAAUGCCCGGUGAAGAUGGGUAUCCCGGGACACCUGGAGAGAAAGGAUGGCCUGGACCACCAGGUGCACCAGGGCCGAUGGGGCUUCCUGGUCCAUCUGGUCCAGCCGGAGAAGAGGGACCAUCAGGUACUCCUGGAACUUGUGUCUGUCAAGAUACUGAAGUCGUAAUGGCUGAUGUAAAUGGAAAAGUCCCAGCUCCUAGAGACGAUAUUCCUACCCCCCCAACGUUCGAACUUACGUCUUCAACAUCUACGGAGGGAUAUUUCAACGCAAAAUCUCUCCCAACCAGUGAUCUUUAUCAACGUGAGGCAAUAGAAGCUAGUCAGAACGGAUAUUACAGCGCUCGAAGGCAUCGUAAACUGAAGCGAUUACACCUUCAGUAA
Auanema sp. JU1783 is the source of this 1146-nucleotide messenger RNA. Lineage: Eukaryota; Metazoa; Nematoda; Chromadorea; Rhabditida; Rhabditidae. The record is from the annotation of a GenBank genome assembly.